CAGGUUGCAACAGCCUGUGGACGGUGACAAAAAGUACUGCAAAGAGUGGCGGAGCCAUCACGAUCCCCUGUCACUACCACCACAUGUUCAGAGACCAUGCCAAAUACUGGUGUAAGGGCAGAUCCUGGCCCUUAUGUACAGUGAUGGCAAGCACCGACCAAAGGUGGAGCAGAGGAGGCAUGUCAAUCACAGACAUCCCAGAGGAGCUGGUCUUCACUGUGACCAUGAGGAACCUGCAGGAGACUGACACCAACAGGUACUGGUGUGCUCUGAAAGUGGGUGGAAUAGGCAAGCCGGAUGUCAAAGUAUCCCUGGACCUCACAGUCACCCAAGGUGAGCUCCACUUGAAUGUACAUUUUUGACCUUACCCUACUGUUUGCAUUGCAUAAUUUCUUUAAAAAGUCUGGGAAAAUGUAGCAUAUUACAGCAAUAAUAAAAAUGUUUAUAUUUUCCAUCAGACUCUCCUGAUCUGUCAGUGGUUGAUGAGCUGGUAUCUGGUGAGGAGGGGGGCAGUGUCAGUGUACAGUGUCUCUACAGUGACACACUCAGAGGAAAAGAGAAGAAGUGGUGCAGGAGUGGGGACCGUCAUUCCUGUCAGACACAGACAGAUACUAGCCAGAAUGCAUCUGCUGUGAUCAGUGAUGACAAGAGGGGAGUGUUCAAUGUGACAAUGAGGGAACUAGAGAAGAAAGAUGCAGGCUGGUAUUGGUGCUCUGUUGGAGACCUACAGGCUGCAGUUCAUAUCAACGUCACCCAGAGACCCACAACACACAGGAACACUGCAGGUCAGUUGAUGCUGGUAGAGUUUGUUUGCACCACCUUAUGCUUGUGAUGGAGUAUUCUGUUCAAGUUUUUUUUCCAGCAAUGACAACAUUGUUACACAAAAAACACCAACACUGAAGUUGAUAUUUGCAGUAUUAUUUCAGAUGCAAAAACAUUUUAUUUUUGUUUCUUUCAUUUCUUCCUACCCAUGUUUCCUUCCGCAGAAGCAGUGACUACUCCAACUCUGCCCAUGUUACACUCAGCAUUCUCCACAUUCGCAGACUCCACAGCUAUCUCUGCCUCAAAGACAAACCCUUCCGCAACAGUAGACUCUGCUCUGACAACAUCCUCAUAUGGCUCUGCAACUCCAUAUCCAUCUGUCUCAGUUCCAUACAUCACAAUCCAUUCUUCCACACUGACUUCUUCACUAACAACAGUACAACCUACAUGCUGUCCUUCCACUGAAUCUACAACUACUAACAAGAAAAUCAGGUAUGUCUUGUUUGAUGCUCAAAGUAUUCUAUUCAAAGUCCUGAUUUGUCUUUGUGCAAGAGAUGCACAAGAUAUUCCAUUUACUAUUUUUGCUGCAUUUAUUACUUCUAUGCUUUGCCACAAGAUGUCACCCCCCGUAUGUACAUUGAUUUACAUGUGAAUCAAGUUAUGGUCUGUAACUUGUGCUGCUUCCUCAAAUUACAACUUUUCUUUUUGUUAACAUUCUUUGAUCAUGAUUUGAUGUUUUUAUUCUAUUUUAGAAACAUGCCCUGGCAUGCUCCUAUUCUCAUUGUGUUGGCCAUGGUGGUGUUGGUUAUUGUUGUUAUGGCUACAGUGAACAUCUAUAGAUCUUCUAAGAAUAGUAAGUGCCAUCCUCCUUCAACUUUAUAAUUUCUCUUUCGGCUCCAAAAUAAAUAAAUACAUUUAAUAAAAUACAUUUAAUGUGUUUUCUUGGGAACAUACUCUGUUUCAUUUGUUAACCUGACCAUAUCAUCACUGUUAUAAAGCUACCCCAUCCCUUAACUUAUCUCUCUCUUAUCUCCUGUCAGAUAUCAGACUUGUGGAAGGAGAGAUGACUGAGCUGGUGAUAAAUCAAGAUCAAUAAUAUCAGUUAAAAGAGCCUAAAAAUAAAUUGGCGUCAUAAGAAAUGCUGUAAGUUUGCUUUAAUAUCAACCAAAAUAAUCGCAUGUACAGUCAAUGGAUUGUAGCAAUAACAUACAAUUGGUUAGAGAACAGAUAAAAAACGCAAGAAACAUUAAACAAUUUCAGUAGAUUAUUCUGUUGUGGCCGAAAAAUCAUGAAGAACCAUUCAAAUGAAUUGUCAUCAUAAGAGUACAAAUACAGUAAAUAGAUGUCAUGUUACAAAACGUUACAAAACAAACCAAUAACUGAAUUAAAAGUACAGGAAAAAGCAAUGUGACUCUACACAUAUUAUACAAUAGCAUUCAUCUUUAGGUAAGGUUUGUAUCUUUAUAGCAGAACUGAAAGAGCUAUAAACAUUUGAAGACCAUUUUGGUAAGGUGUCUUUCAAAAACCUGACAUACUGGAGACUGAGAUGAUCGUAUGGAUCAUAAAGCAGACUGCAUCCCUAGGUGAGGGGGAUUAAAAUGAUUAAAAUGUCACACAUUGUCAUGUUCCAUUAAUUUUGUACAUUAAAUGAAGAAUAAAUACAAAUGCAGAGACGUUGAUUUACCUGUUCCUGUGUCCCUUAGAGUUCGUU
Molecule: messenger RNA, 2473 nt
Organism: Coregonus sp. 'balchen'
Lineage: Eukaryota; Metazoa; Chordata; Actinopteri; Salmoniformes; Salmonidae
Source: the annotation of a GenBank genome assembly